Molecule: messenger RNA, 2042 nt
Organism: Ascoidea rubescens DSM 1968
Lineage: Eukaryota; Fungi; Ascomycota; Saccharomycetes; Ascoideales; Ascoideaceae
Gene: BIM1
Product: microtubule-binding protein BIM1
Exons: 1
Coding region: 471-1982 (503 amino acids)
Biological process (GO): spindle assembly; regulation of microtubule polymerization or depolymerization; protein localization to microtubule plus-end
Cellular component (GO): spindle midzone; cytoplasmic microtubule; microtubule plus-end
Molecular function (GO): microtubule plus-end binding
Source: RefSeq, a predicted model, not a curated record
UAAAAGAAUAGCGAAACAACAGAGUAACACUCCUCAAAGCCAACCAAUUGUAGUCUUCCUGUUCUAGUUUUGCUGCUUCUCCUGUUUUCCCUACUUUUGCUUCCCCAGCUGCCUCUUAUCUACUUUUUGCCUACGUUAAACAGCUGUGUUUUAAGGUAAAAAAUCCGUUUGAGUUGGUUGUUUUGUUUUAAAUAAUCACAGUUAUCACAGUUAUAACAAUCAUCACAGUUAUAACCUGAUUAGCAUACCAUUCUUCUGGACUGGGCUACUAAUCAUAUCCGGUUUCAUCAUAUUCCUGGAAUUAGUUUUCUGAAAGUUAUCUUGAUUAAUUCUUGUUAGUAAUAAGCAUUAGAGGCUCAAUAUCAAAGCAGUUUCUGGUUGUUUAAUUAUUGGAAUUUUAAGAUUUGAUUUCUUUUCAUCUUCGAAAUAUUUUUUUGGUAUAUAUACUUCUUUUUUAAUUUCUAAUCAAAAUGUCUGCAAAUCUUGGAGAAUCUCGUUCAGAAUUACUUCAAUGGUUAAACUCUACAUUAAAUUUAAACUAUUCAAAAGUCGAACAAUGUGGUACUGGUGCAGCUUAUUGCCAAAUAAUGGACUCAAUAUUUAUGGAUGUGCCAAUGUCAAGGAUUAAAUUCGAUUCCAAGGCCUCCUAUGAGCAUUUAAAUAAUUUCAAAAUUUUGCAGCAAACUUUUCUUAGACAUAAAAUUGAAAAACCUAUACUUGUUGAUAAAUUAGUCAAAUGUAGAUUUCAAGAUAAUUUGGAAUUUUUGCAAUGGAUUAAGAGGUUUUGGAUGGAAAAUAAGUUUGACACCGAUUAUGAUCCUGAUUCAAGAAGAAACUAUUCUCCUCAAGCUAACAAUAGCAAUAGAAAUACUACGAAUAACAGUUCAAUAAAUGCUCAACAAAGAUCCAGGUAUAAACCAACGACAACAACUACCUCCAGUGCUACUGCCCGUCGUCCAAUAACUUCAACUAGAAAGCCAAUAACUUCGGCAAAUACAAGAACUGCUACGGCUUCUUCAAAUAGUAAUCAGCAAUUGAAUAAUUCUCGUCAAGUUAUUAAUUCAAGGACAACAUCUAGACCAACAAGCAAUAACUCGAUCAGACCAACUGGUAGAAUUUCAAGAACAAAUAAUUCUUCUAUAUCUGGUGGGUCACCAUCAACAUCAUCUUCAUUGAAUAACCAUUCUAGUGUUAAUUCGCAUAAUAAUUUGAGUAAUUUGAAUAAUAUCAAUCAAUUACAGUCUCAAAUACAAAAAUUGAAACAAGAAAAUGAACUAUUGAAAAAGGAAUUAAAUCAAAGCAAGACCGAUUUAGAGAAUCUUGAUCUGGAUAGCAAUAAUUAUAGAACUGCUGCUGAGGGAUUGGAGGUUGAAAGAGAUUUUUAUUUCAGAAAAUUAAGAUCAAUUGAAAUUUUAACUCAAGAUUAUGUUGAGCAUUUAAGUGAAAAAAUUGAGCAAUUAGAUCUAGACAAUUUGAAUAAUUUGAAUGAUCCAGAUAAAAACAUUACACCCAGAGAAUUGAUGGUGAAGGAUAUUAAAAUUGAGGACUUAUUAGAAAAGAUUCAAGAAAUUUUGUACUCAACUGAAGCUGGAUUCAGAGGACCAACAGAUGAAUUUGAAAAUGAAAAUGGAAUUGAGAAUCAAAAUCAACAUGCGCAUGAACAAGAACAUGGGACCUAUAAUGAAAAUUACAAUAGUAACUAUAAUGACAAUUACAAUAAUAAUUAUAACAAAAAUUUCAAUGAUGAAAUGAAUUUAAAUAAUCAUAAUAACCAACAAUAUGAUUUGAAUACUAAUAGUAAUAAUGUCAAUAGGAAUAGUUAUCAUAUUAACCAAGAAACUAAUAAGCAAAAUGGAGAAUUUGUGGAUGAUGAGCUUCAAAAUCCAGGUCAUGGUCAUAAUUUAAACCAAAAUCAGUUUGAACAUGGAAACUUCUCUCAAGAUCACCAAAUGUCAGUAAUUAACGACCCUGACACUUUUUAAGUUAAGAUAUUCAAAACGUUUUUUUAUUUUUUUAUUUUUUUAUUUUUUUUCAAUUACCAG